Molecule: messenger RNA, 3872 nt
Organism: Gavialis gangeticus (Gharial)
Lineage: Eukaryota; Metazoa; Chordata; Crocodylia; Gavialidae
Gene: JPH1
Product: junctophilin 1
Exons: 6
Coding region: 65-2062 (665 amino acids)
Cellular component (GO): junctional membrane complex; endoplasmic reticulum membrane; sarcoplasmic reticulum
Source: RefSeq, a predicted model, not a curated record
GCCGGAGCCGGAGCCGGAGCGGGAGCGGGGGGAGCGCGGAGUCGGGCUGGCGGCGCUGCCCUGGAUGACGGGCGGCAGGUUCGACUUCGACGAUGGCGGCACGUACUGCGGCGGCUGGGAGGACGGCAAAGCCCACGGCCACGGCAUCUGCACGGGGCCCAAGGGGCAGGGCGAGUACGCGGGCGCCUGGGCGCACGGCUUCGAGGCGGUGGGCGGCUACACCUGGCCCAGCGGCAACACCUACCUGGGCCACUGGGCGCAGGGCAAGCGGCACGGGCUGGGCGUGGAGACCAAGGGCCGGUGGACGUACCGCGGCGAGUGGGCGCACGGCUUCAAGGGGCGCUACGGCGUGCGGCAGAGCCUCAGCACGCCCGCCCGCUACGAGGGCACCUGGAGCAACGGGCUGCAGGACGGCUACGGCGUGGAGACCUACGGCGACGGAGGUACUUAUCAGGGGCAAUGGACAGGAGGGAUGCGGCAUGGAUAUGGUGUACGGCAAAGUGUACCCUAUGGCAUGGCAACUGUGAUCCGUUCACCCCUCCGAACAUCUCUAGCCUCACUUCGCAGUGAGCAGAGCAAUGGCACUGUUCUACAUGAUAUUGCUUCAGACAGUCCAGCUGGAACAAGAGGCGGGUUUGUUUUGAAUUUUCACAGUGAUCCAGAAGCCAUGGGUAUUAAGAAAAAAGGAGGCUUGUUCAGAAGAGGAUCCCUCCUUGGUAGUAUAAAACUUAGAAAAUCUGAAUCUAAAUCAUCAAUAUCUAGCAAACGGAGCUCAGUCAGGAGUGAUGCUGCUAUGAGCAGAAUUAGUUCUAGUGAUGCCAAUUCUACAAUUAGUUUUGGAGAUGGUGACUGUGAUUAUUGUCCAAUGGAAGAUCAUGUUGAUGCCACUACAACAGAAACGUACAUGGGAGAGUGGAAGAAUGACAAGCGCUGUGGCUUUGGUAUUAGUGAGCGCUCAAAUGGCAUGAAAUAUGAAGGUGAAUGGCUAAAUAAUAAGAGGCAUGGAUAUGGAUGUACCAUUUUUCCAGAUGGCACAAAAGAAGAGGGAAAAUAUAAAAACAAUGUUUUGGUCCGUGGAAUAAGGAAGCAGCUUAUACCAAUAAGAAACACAAAAACUAAAGAAAAGGUGGAUAGAGCAAUAGAGGGAGCACAGCGAGCAGCUGGUAUGGCAAGAACCAAAGUGGAAAUUGCAACCUCCAGAACUGCACAUGCAAGAGCUAAAGCAGAUGCUGCAGAUCAAGCUGCUCAGGCUGCUCGCCAGGAAUGUGAUAUUGCAAGAGCAGUGGCCAGAGAACUCUCACCAAAUUUCUACCAACCAGGCCCUGAUUAUAUCAAACAAAAAUUUCAAGAAGGGAUGGAGGUUAAAGAGAAACCAGAAGAAAAGGUUCAGGAAAAACCACCUUCCCCCAAAGAGUCUCCUCAUUUUUAUCGAAAAGGCACUACACCACCUGGGACUCCCAAAGCAAGCCCAAGGCACAGCCCUCCUCUUCCUGUUAAGCCUUCUCCUGCAAAACAGCUGAAAAGUCAAAACUCCAGCUCAGGGGCAAGACUCAAUCAAGAAAAAAAGAUUUUAGCUAGUGAGAAUAUAACACCCACAAUUAACAAGCCGCUGUAUUCAAAGGCACCUGUGAAGGAGGAGGUAGCUGUGAAAUAUCAGCCAAAGCUUUCUGCCUACCACAAUCCCAGCAGUACAGGGAAUGGGGAGCUGCAUGAUCAUUACCAUGGCUACUAUGUAAAAUCAAAUCCAACACUGCAUCCACAUGAGCGUAGGGGAGAAGAUGAAGAUGCCAAUCCAUCAUCUUCAGCACUUGCACGAAUACCACCACCACAGAAGUCAAGUCCUGCCAGAUCUGUGACUAAGUCAGAAGCCAAAGAAAACAAACCUGAUACAAAAGUAAAGAAACCUGAGUUUGCUGCACCAAAGAAUCCAGCUAAUAAUGAGUCCCAUUCAUCAGUGGAAAAAGAAGUGGAUAUGUGUUCGGGUCCUAACUCAGUCAUGAUUGCCCUGGUAAUGCUGUUGAAUAUUGGUUUAGCCAUUCUUUUUGUCCAUUUUCUAACUUGAUUGGAAUUAGGAAAGUGAAGUCAUGACAACUAGUGGUGUUAGCCCACAAUUCUCUGCAGUUGUGUCAUCAGCCUUUUAAAUGGCACCAGUCAUACUCAGACACAGGGAAGGAGGCUUGCAAUUAGGAUGAGACGCAAGAGAGAUGAAACUUGGAAAAUUCAGCCAGGGGCCCGAUCAGUCUCGCUGCUGAUGAUCUGUGGCUCUGGGGUCCUCUGAAAGUUGAAGCAAGCAGCCACGUUGGAAAACAAGCACAACAAAUCCGCUGAAGCAGCCCAGCCGGUGAAGCACGUUGGCUACUCCAUCUGUUCCAGCAGUGUGACUAAACUGGAAAUGUACGGAGCUGCACUUUUUGUUGAUGGAAGCUAACAGCUGCCUUACUAUUUUACCGUCUGAUGUUUUUAGUGGGGAGAUGGGAAAACGACUGCCAGAGGAAUGUGGUCAGAGGAUUCUGUUGCUGUGGAAGUGAUUCCAGCGUUCACUCCUAUCUCAUUAGAAGAAAUAGUUAGCAGCAUCACUCACCAGUCUUAUUCCAUUACCUGCUGCUUUUAACAUCUCCUGCAAUGUUCUGGGAGAUUGAAUUUCAUUUGCUUGCGCAUGAUUCUGUUCAUUCGUUGUUUAUUAAACCUGAUGUAUAGCCAUGACAUAGUACAUAGUCCAGCCUGGAAACAUUUACUAGUUACACCUAGCAGCAGAAGCAGAAGAUAGAGUUAUAGUAAACAUAUAUUUUUUUAUUUGAAGGUAUAAUUCUUGAAACUCAUUUUCCUAAGCCUAUAAAGUCUUUUUACUUUAAGUUUUUGUAGGUAAUAUAUGGUAAUGAUAAAAUUUUAAGCUGCUGUUUAUAUCUUCCUAAACAUGCUCAAAUGCUUGCGUCAAUACCAAGCAAAAUUAUUUAAGAGACAAAGGGAGAAUCUUCAGGCAGUUAUCAGUACAUUAAAAAAGGAAGGUGGAAUAUCAAAGAUACAAGUUUUGCAUGGUGUUUUUUCUGACUCUGGUGUUGUGGUAAUUGGUGAUUUGAAUAAUUCUGUUUCAACACUGAGAUACUUUGCCAGCAGUUAGUCUCAUCUGAGUGCACAUUAAUGCCAAUGAAAGUUAAGCUAGUUAACAUGCGUAAAUUAUCAGAAUUUUAAAAUACUAGCUGUGUGUUGAAUACAUUCAGGUAGAGCAUUUAGAUCUAUUAAAAUGAUUGUUAUCAAUCUGAUGCCUUCAGUGUCUUUAAAGUCCAUCCAUAAUUUUACCUCAGAAAAAAGAAAUUAAAGCCUCAGUAAUUCAUUUGGAUCGUUUGUCUUAAGUAGUUUUAGAGUCCUUUGUUACAAUGAUAUGAUCAUGUUUCUUUUAUGUGCCAUUACACUGUAAUUAUUGUACCCUAUAUGACUCAAAAGCAUGCUUAUUUACUUAAAGAAACUGUAUGUGGUGUGGUAGUUUGAAAGUAAAUAUUUUAAUUUAAAACAUAAAAAGCAAAGGGCUUGGAUGGAAUAUGGUUUAUUUUAUCUCUGUUAGAAAAGAUUUCAUAUUUUAUAGUUUUUGAAUCUGUUUGUAAACUUUAUAAUUGUUUGCAUGGUUUAAUUGAGAAGUUACUUAAUGACUACAUUAGCUAUCUUUUGAUGCAGCACAAAGUAACGUAGGUGUGGACUGAAUAUUGUGUAGCCUUGAAACAGCUUAAAGCAGGGCAGUAACACAGUGGUGUUUUUUGCAGAAGUAUGUUGAGAAUCCUGUGUUUUGACCAGUGUGGAAUAAAGAAGAAAGCAGAAAGAGAGCAAAUGAAAAUAAUUUGUAUAUUUAUUUUUUAAAGGAUAAAAGAAAAUUGUGCUUU